AUGAAAUAUGUGAAUUUUUCAAUACUACACAUAAAAUCCAAACUUUUGAAUUAUUGGAUAUAUAAUAGGUUAUCUUGGUUGUAUCAUGGGAAACCUGAUCCCAUUACUGAUACGUUUGCUAAACUUCAAUUGUUAUGGAAUUCACUUGUUGGAAAUUCUAUAUAUACUUCAUUUUACAAUAAAUGUAGUCUCAAAUUUGAAAUUAUAUAUCAACAUAAUUCGAUAAAAAGGAAAGAGUUAUAUAAUUACUGCAUCGAUUAUAUAACAUUGCUCAAUACUCCUAAGUACUAUAAGGAUAUGCGAGAUAUCAUUUGUGAGUAUUUUAAAAGAAAAACUAAAUUAUAUGAGGGAUUUAAAGCAUAUUAUAGUGAACAAAAUAAUCAUGAGUGUCCAGAAUUUUUUAUUAAAUGUAAUGAAUCUAGCCCAUACGAAGCGUUAUCUCAGAUUAAUAAUUAUAUUGAAGCGGAGAAAAGAAUUUCUGAGAAUUCUGCUGUACAAAGAAAAAAAACAAUUUCCGUUCAUACAAGAUCAGAAAGUGAAACUUCAUCAGAAGGUCAAUCCGGUGCAAUAGAUUCAAAGGCAUUUGAUAAUCAUGAUAUAUCAUUGGAUGGACCUGCACUUGAAGAUAAUUCUUUAUUAACAAUUUAUGGAACAGAACAAUUUACUGAUUUAUUUAUAAAUCUUGAAAGAUCUAGUAUUGUAAGCAUUUGGGGAAAAACCUUUCUUGGAUUAAUUUUAUUUACAGUACUUUCUUCCAUUUUGUAUAAAUUUACAACCAUGGAAAUUCAUUUGCGCAAAAUAUUUGGACAGAGAAAAAAUAUUAUAAGUGACAUAAAUAAAAGGAAAAAUAUAUUAUUUGAUUACUCAUCAGAAUCAUAUAACCAAAAUUAUAUGAAUGAAGAAGAACAUUUUAUAGAGUAUCAUUCUGGGUAA
Plasmodium gonderi is the source of this 933-nucleotide messenger RNA. Its product is annotated as variable surface protein. NCBI's taxonomy places the organism in Eukaryota, Apicomplexa, Aconoidasida, Haemosporida, Plasmodiidae. Bases 1 to 933 code for a protein of 310 amino acids. The transcript is spliced from 3 exons. The record is from RefSeq and is a predicted model, not a curated record.